Molecule: messenger RNA, 1375 nt
Organism: Chenopodium quinoa (quinoa)
Lineage: Eukaryota; Viridiplantae; Streptophyta; Magnoliopsida; Caryophyllales; Amaranthaceae
Exons: 2
Coding region: 451-1122 (223 amino acids)
Source: RefSeq, a predicted model, not a curated record
UGAAUCAUUUAAGGAUCUAGAGAAAGAAUUUCAAGAUCCACUCUAUGAAGAACAGCAAAAGAAAGAGAGAAUGGAUAAAGGGAUUGACGGUCAUCGUGUGCAUAUUAGAUCUGAACCAGUGAUUGAGGUUCUUUCUGUGAGUCUCUGCAACCUAAACCAAAACGAUUGCACUUUGAACGCCAGCAACAAAGACGCAUGGGAGAUCUAUGGUACUGUUUAUGUCCAUGAUGGUAUGGAUCAUAUGGGUAUAGGCAGCAACCGUAUUGUUUUUUUUUCAUCGAGAGGAGGAUGUUGAUGACCCGGAGAUCAUCCCUUUGGUUGGUGGUGCCUUAAGCCUAACUGGGCCUGAUAGUGUUAUGUCAAUGGUUAAACCAGUUAUUGGCAUACAUUUUAUCAGACAAGCUUACAGGUGAAACCCUCAUUUUUAACUAUGCUCCUUUGCUCAAUACUAUGGAUACGGCCGGACAACAUCAUCAGUUAGAACAAUUCCACAAAAUUACUGUUCCUGGUACUGCUUGUAGUGCUGAGGUGGAGUAUCUUGGUCUAACAUUUGGUGUUUAUGCCCAUGUCAAGGUCCAACUCGCUAAGCAACAAGUUGUGAGAAGUGUAAGCUAUGAAGAGGAUGAGGAAGAUGAGGAAUAUCUUGAUAUUUAUGGGACAAUUUCUGCUGCAUAUAAUCUUUAUUAUUCAGAAAACAAAGUUGAUUGCAUUAAUCUUUUUGAAAUCAAGGAGGAUUCUGACAAGUCUGAAAAGGUGAGAAUUAGGUUUCCUGUUACUAAAGUUACACUGUCCAGAUCUGUGGUUGCUGUGCCUGCGUAUUCACUUCUCACAAUUCAAAUGAAAUUAUGGGAUCGUGCUAAAAAUGAGUUAAUUGUUGAGGGCAGCUAUGACUUUGAAACGUGUAACUAUCCUACAGAUAUGAUUAUUGUUGGCCAAAAUUGUAUAGAUGCUAAAGUGACUAUUCAUUGGAGGGAACCAUUUCGUCUGGAUGAACCACUUAUCAAACAGCAUGAAUUUGACCCUCAGGAAUCCCUCUCUAUCCUGCCUAACUCACCAAGUAUUCCAGUGUUUCCUGUAGCAGAGGUGUUUUCUGUAUUUAUCGCCAAAAUGAGGAGCAGUUGAAUCUCUAUGGCAUGGUUAACUUUUGCAGCACCUAUGGCGUAUUUAAUCUCUUCAAAAGAGACAAAACUGAUCCUGUUAUCUUAUCCCCUGGCUGCAAUUUAUUACCUCUAAAAGGCCCUGGAGAUGCUCUCAUACCAGGGGACAGUUUUUAUGUGUCAGUAGACCUUGAGGAUGUUGAGGGUCGUGUGUCGAUCAAAGGGCUAGCUCACUCGAGUGUUGGAAUUGAUAAACAUUUGAGUUUUUGGCAUGAUUG